This is a messenger RNA of Lampris incognitus (smalleye Pacific opah), 2381 nucleotides long. It is a transcript of the gene col23a1b, whose product is annotated as collagen alpha-1(XXIII) chain. Lineage: Eukaryota; Metazoa; Chordata; Actinopteri; Lampriformes; Lampridae. The coding region runs from base 364 to 2238 and encodes 624 amino acids. The transcript is spliced from 32 exons. The record is from RefSeq and is a predicted model, not a curated record.
UUGACUCACCAACGCUCGUCUCCCGUCCACAUAGUCACCUAAAGUCACUCGGAGGAAACAAACGAUCCGAAAGUCAAAGCGCGACUUUUCUGGUGCACAUCCAGAUCGCGCCUAUCUGCGCCCGGCAGACGCAGCGCUGCCUCUUGUUCCAAGACUAAUUUAAGACAGCGGCUUUUGAAACCCUGUGCUGGCUGCGCUGAGACUGGUUCUCCGGAACGCGGAGAUUAUCAAAUCCAAGCUGAAUGGUUGAAUGGCAGAUUUGAAUCACUGAACCAAGGCAUUUUGUGUGAUUUAUCGGACACCGAGGCAAGCUCGAAGUGGAUUUUUCUUUUUUUUUUUUUUUACCUUUUAUUAUAUUCUAGCAUGGAAACCGCGGGCGACUCGUGCGGAGAGAGCAAGCCGGUGUGUCAGUGUGCGCCCAGGUCCGCGGUCCAGCGGUGGCUGCCAGGUUUUCCUCUGGUGCUGUGUUUGCUGUUGUCCCUGAGCUCCACCGUGGUGUGUCUCCUAAUGACCUACAAGAGCUUCCAGCUGGAGAGCCGAGUGCAGAUGGAAAUGGACAAAGUGUCCAUCUUCCAGCCCCCGCACGGUGCUUUCCUCAACGAGGACGGGACCCUCAGUUCUGAGUUGGGCACUUCUAUCGGAAAGCUCGUGCAGGAGAAACUGGCACUUCUUAUGCCCAAGCAACGGACAGCGAGGGAUGUCGGCCAGGAAUGCUCCUGCCCUCCAGGACCUCCUGGAAAACGUGGAAGAAUGGGAAGAAGAGGCGAUCCCGGACCUCCUGGCAAGGCUGGACGGGAUGGAUACCCGGGUCCACUUGGGUUAGAUGGCAAACCAGGUUUACCGGGUCCCAAGGGAAGCCAGGUAUGUCCAGGGCCCAAGGGAGACAAGGGUGACCAGGGAGACAUUGGGCCAAGGAUGGUCUUUCCUCGCUAUGACCACGGCUUUCUCUCUGGCGACCAGUCCGGCAGCUUUCAGAGACGUUUUCUGAAGGGCGACCAAGGCCAGGCUGGACCCCCAGGCCCCCCUGGCCUUCCUGGUUCCCCAGGACCCAGAGGACCCCCGGGGAACACCGGCAAGGAUGGGCCACGUGGCCCGGCUGGAGAACCGGGAUUUCGAGGCCAUGACGGUGUUGAGGGACCUGCAGGUUUGCCUGGAAAGCCGGGAGAAGACGGCGAGCCAGGCUAUCCAGGACCCCAGGGACCUCCAGGGCCAAAGGGUGAAGCAGGCAGUGGAGAGAAAGGAGAGAGAGGCACAGAUGGAGUCCCCGGAUUAAACGGAGAAAAGGGGGAUGUGGGAGAGCAAGGUCCCCAUGGAGCCAUGGGUUAUCCCGGUGAGAAGGGCGCCCAAGGCUCCUCAGACAUCAUUGACUUCAAUGGGAAGCUUCUAGAUGCUUUCAAGGCUAUCAACACCAUCAGUAUCUCGGGUCAACCUGGCCCACCAGGCCUACCUGGACCCCCAGGCCUACCAGGGGAAAAGGGUGAGCUUGGUUUGCCUGGGCCAUCUGGAGUGGAUGGACAUAAGGGACCCAAAGGUGACAUGGGUGAGACAGGACCAGUUGGAGAAAGAGGGGAAAAGGGAGAGAUGGGUCUUUCUGGGCCUGCUGGGAUGGAUGGGCAGAAAGGAGAGAAAGGCGACUGCAGACUGGAAGAUAACCUGGUUCAGAUGAUCUCCCAGCCAGGCCCACCUGGCCCACCAGGUCCUCCCGGGCCUCCAGGAUUCAUGGGACAUCAUGGAAUGCCAGGUCCCAAGGGUGAGCCUGGAGAUGGGGAGAAAGGAGAAAAGGGAGACGCUGGUGUUUCUGGUCUCAGGGGAUUGGAUGGCCCUCAGGGUCCCCCUGGCCCCACAGGAUUAGUGGGGCUUCCAGGCGCCAAGGGAGAAAAGGGUAAAUUGGGGGAGCCUGGAAUGGAUGGUUUCCCAGGUCUGACCGGAGAGAAAGGUGACCGGGGAGAAAGAGGAGAGAAGGGGGACAGGGGAACAGUGGGAAAAAGAGGUUUGAAGGGCCAGAAAGGAGAGCAGGGGCCCCCGGGCCUGGACCAGCCUUGUCCUGUGGGUUGUGACAGACUAAAAGGUCUGUCUGAGGAGGCACAGCUCUCUUCCCCUCCAUCUCCUCCUCUCCCUCCUUCUGGCCCUGAGGCCCCCUGUCCUGUGGGACAAGAUGGCUUGCCCAUACCAGGCUGCUGGCACAAGGAGGAGAUGACGAGGCUGAAGCUCAAACGCAAGCGUCUCUCUCAGCCCUGAUGGACGCGACAGCCCGGGAGACAAAAGGGACGUAGGCAGACAAGAGAGCCAGACCGGACAGAGAGCAUUGGGGGCGGACUGCCCUGUGCGAAGCGGAGCAAGCCAUUGAACGCCUGCAUGUAAUACUGAACACUCAGAUCCUC